This is a messenger RNA of Daldinia caldariorum, 1881 nucleotides long. RefSeq names its product PhoD-like phosphatase-domain-containing protein. The transcript is spliced from 4 exons. The record is from RefSeq and is a predicted model, not a curated record. Bases 1 to 1881 code for a protein of 626 amino acids. NCBI's taxonomy places the organism in Eukaryota, Fungi, Ascomycota, Sordariomycetes, Xylariales, Hypoxylaceae.
AUGGGGGAUCCUACGAAGAGAACAGCGGCGAUCACGUCCAUAGGCAUUCGAAUCGCCUCAAUUGUAUUUUUAAGAUGGGUCCCUUUACCCCCCUUCAUCCCGAUAAUUUACACAUUAUUUGCCAUCUAUAUCCCAUCCUUCAUCACGACUUACGCGACCGAAUCUAAAUACGACCUUAUCGAUGAGGUCGAUGUAGUUCUUAGGGAGGAUAUCUUGAAUAAAGAUGAAGUGGCUAAUGGAACAACUGACGAAGCUGUCGUAGUUGAAGAGGUAGAUGUUAAAGAGACUGCGGCAGUCGUGAAGAAACCUUUAAGGCCACUUAGCACGCUCUUAAAAGGAACCCCGAACCCGAAUAGCUUUCUUCUGACAGCGUUGACAUUCUUGCUCAACGUCGCCUGCGUCGCGAUGGUUACCGACAUGGUAUAUUCACCCCGCUGGUUCCAUCCCAGCCACGACCUUUCGUUUGCCCGCGUUGGAUAUGUCUCGGAUAAUGAGGCGAAACUACUGAUCCGCGAGCCCGAUCAGACCAAAAUGCCCAUUACUGUCCAAGUUCAUAUCAAGGAUGCGCAACCACCGUUCGACAAUCCGGUAUGGCAGGUAGCAGGUACCGUUCUGUCGACCACCAACGAGACCGACUUUACUGCAGUGGUCAACAUCCCCUUAAGCAAUUCCAAGCAGCGGGUAUACGAAUGGGCCACCUCGAACAACCAUACCGGUCAAUUCACGUCUGCUCCUAAAGCCGGUUUCCUACCGGAGCUUUUUGAUGGGAAAUUUACUUUCCUAUCUACCUCGUGUAUUGUCCCGCGCCUUCCUUACUCUCCGUUAGACCACCCCUUAGCUAUCCCAGGUAUGAAGCACUUGGCGAAGGUGUUACCAAACUUAGGCGCACAGUUCAUGCUAUUCCUCGGCGACUUCAUCUAUAUCGAAGUACCUAUGCGGUUCGGCGAGUCCGUCGAGAAUUAUCGACAGAAAUACCGACAAGUCUACGCUUCGCCCGACUGGCCAGCUGUUGGACAGAAUCUUAGCUGGAUCCAUGUUCUCGACGACCAUGAAAUCUCCAACGACUGGGAUUCGAAGUCAGCUGGUGUAUACGAAACGGCCGUGGACCCCUGGCAUCAUUAUCAAACCGCAGUCAAUCCUCCAGUGGCUAAGAAGGCUAGGGGACAGGGCAUUGCGUCGCGCAAAGGGGCCACAUACUUUUCCUUCAUUCAGGGCCCUGCCAGCUUUUUCAUGCUUGACACCAGAACCUAUCGUUCCAAGAACUCGGAACCGUUCGAUAGUGAAAACAAGACAAUGCUUGGCGACACUCAACUUGAGGACUUCCUUGAUUGGAUUCGCCGCCCGGAACCCAAGGGAGUCAAGUGGAAGAUUGUCGCCAGCUCUGUCCCAUUCACGAAGAACUGGAGAGUGAACACUAAGGAUACCUGGGGCGGCUUCUUGUCUGAGCGUCGGAAGAUUCUCGAGGCAAUGUGGGAUGCCAGCAGCCACGGCGUCGGUUUUGUGAUCUUAUCUGGUGAUCGUCACGAAUUCGGUGCUACGGCCUUCCCGCCGCCAAAGAAUAGCACAUGGUCUGAAAGUGCAACUGUUCACGAGUUCUCGGCUAGCCCUCUAAACCAAUUUUAUUCACCGAUUCCUACUUAUAAGCAGACAGAUGAUGAAGAUGUUGAGCUCAAGUACAUAAACGUAGGCAACUCCAAGUUUGGCGCGAUCACUAUCGAGAAGUUUGCGGAAGGUGAGCAGAGCAGCCUGAAGUACACCGUCUACAUCGAUGGCGAAGAGACAUGGAAUACAGUGAUCUUGUCACCGGAAUCGUUACACCCUGUGAAGGCGACAGGAGGAUCCUUCUGGGAUAGGCUUCGUGAAAUCGGAUCCCAAUUAUAA